AUGCUGUCUCAACGUGGCCAGAAAAGUGCCGCACGCCAGGAUGUCCCCUGGCGGUUCGCACCUGGAGGAGGCAACCGCUACGAUCCUCACAAGAACCCUGCAGGAGUCAUAUCCUUCGCCCUAGCCGAAAAUCACCUUGUUAAGAAAGAACUUGGUGACUAUGUGAGAGACAAUGUAGUGAUCCCCGAUGAUGCUUUCACAUAUGGAUUUAGUACCAUGGGUGGACCUCUCUUCCCGGAUGCUAUGGCUCAACAUCUCAAUCGCUUCUUCAACCCAGUCAAGCCUGUCGAAUCAAACCAGGUUAUAAGCGCGUCAUCUCUGACUGCCAUUCAUGAAAUGGUAGGUAGUGCCCUCGGAGAUCCUGGUGAUGGGAUCUUGGUUAGUCGACCGGUGUACGGGCGCUUCGAGCUGGACUUCGGUAAUACCAAUGACCUUAACAUCGCUUAUGCAGACUGCUCUGGAAUUGACCCUUUCUCGUUGGAGGUAAUUCCAAGAUUGCAGUCAGCACUUGACAGCUAUGCGUCACCAAGUGGGCGCAUCAAAGCCCUGCUUAUCGUCAAUCCUCACAAUCCCCUAGGUGCGGAAGCAAUAACACCACUCUUGGGAGAAUUAGGCUGA
Messenger RNA from Exophiala bonariae, 618 nucleotides. RefSeq lists its product as uncharacterized. The record is from RefSeq and is a predicted model, not a curated record. Gene Ontology annotation, molecular function: pyridoxal phosphate binding. Gene Ontology annotation, biological process: biosynthetic process. The coding region runs from base 1 to 618 and encodes 205 amino acids. The transcript is spliced from 3 exons. NCBI's taxonomy places the organism in Eukaryota, Fungi, Ascomycota, Eurotiomycetes, Chaetothyriales, Herpotrichiellaceae.